Molecule: messenger RNA, 3340 nt
Organism: Mercurialis annua (annual mercury)
Lineage: Eukaryota; Viridiplantae; Streptophyta; Magnoliopsida; Malpighiales; Euphorbiaceae
Product: cytochrome b561, DM13 and DOMON domain-containing protein At5g54830
Exons: 1
Coding region: 283-3006 (907 amino acids)
Biological process (GO): cytochrome complex assembly
Molecular function (GO): heme binding
Source: RefSeq, a predicted model, not a curated record
AGAAGCGGCGUCCAUUCUGAGUUCAUAUGACAAAAAUGCGACUUCCCUGACGCAACCCCAUUUUCUAUCUCUUCCCUCUCCUCCAACAACUGAAAAAAAAAAAACAAGGAACUCAGUCACCUCGUCACUCGACUCGCUUCAGCAACUCAGUCACCUCUCUCUUCCAUCUUCUUAAUUUCCUACAGUUCAGGUCAGUGGUUUUGCUUUUUAUUAAAAUUUCGCCAAUUCGAAUCAAACCGCUUGGCGAUCCGAUCCGGAUCGGACCUCAUCAUUACCACAUUCAUGUACCGAAUAUUAUUAUUAGGGUUUCUCUUGAACUCCUUCUUUAACUAUUCCCAUGCGGAUCCCUGUACAAAAACAAGCUCAUACAUCGGAUUCAAAUCCGAAUUUACAAUGGUUCAACACCAGCUUCGUGGUGUAAUUACCAUAAUCGACGAUUGCUCCUUUGAAAUUUCCGAAUUCGAUAUGCUUUCGGGAAUUGAAGUACACUGGUGGGGUGCAAUCUCCACCGAUUUUGGUAACCUAACUAACGGUUUUGUCAUCUCCGAUCAUAACCUUAAUCAAACUUACAGCAAUGCUUCAUUUGUUGUUCAUUUAAACAAAACGCUGACUUGGGAUCAGAUUCAAGUUUUAUCCGUUUGGGACGUUCCUACCGCGUCGGAUUUCGGUCAUGUGAUCAUAACCAACGGUUCUUUUUAUGGUCCUACUGUAAGUCCCAGUGUGGCUCCGUCGCCGUUAGAUAAUAAUAGUACUAAUGCAGAGGAAGGGGGGAGUUGGAAUUUUAGAGUGCCAACAAUGUUUGAUAACUGUAUGGUGUUAUCGAAGGAUUUUAGGGUUAGAUGGAGUUUGAGUAAGGAGAGAGAUGUUAUUGAUAUUGGAUUAGAGGCAGCUACUGGAUUCCAGAACUAUAUGGCGUUUGGGUGGGCCAAACCCGGAUCAGGUUCUGAAGAAACCGAGUUAAUGAUUGGAGCUGAUGUUGCGGUGGCUGGGUUUACUGAAGAUGGGAAACCGUUUGCUGAUGAUUUUUAUAUUUCCAAGUAUAGUGAGUGUACUAUUAAUAAGGAUGGUUCAGCUUCUGGGGUUUGCCCGGAUACUAUUUAUGAAGGAUCAGACCCUGUUGGAUUAGUUAAUAAUACUAAGUUGAUCUAUGGGCAUAGAAAGGAUGGGGUGUCGUUCGUGAGGUAUAGUAGACAAUUGGUAUCAAUUGAUAAAAAGUAUGAUUUAUCAGUUGAUCAUAUGGCUAACAUGACAGUAAUUUGGGCGUUGGGGUUAAUGAGGCCCCCGGAUACUCUACGGCCUUACUAUCUUCCCCAGUAUCAUGGAGCUAUGAGCUUGGUCAAUUAUGGGCAUUUUGCGCUUAAUGUAUCUGAGAGUAUAAAUGACUGUGUUGGGCCUUUGGAUGCUGAGGAUAAGGAGGAUCAGGAUUUGAUUAUUGCUGAUGCAAAUGUUCCUCUUGUUGUUACCAGUGGUGCUGCAUUGCAUUAUCCUAAUCCACCUAAUCCUUCGAAAGUUUUGUAUAUAAAUAAGAAGGAGGCUCCAGUUUUGAGAGUUGAAAGAGGGGUCCCUGUGAAGUUUUCAGUUCAAGCCGGACAUGAUGUUGCGUUGUAUAUCACCUCAAAUGCGAUGGGUGGGAAUGCAACUCUGAGGAAUAAAACUGAGACUAUUUAUGCUGGAGGCCCUGAAGCUGAAGGCGUUCUUGCUAGUCCUACGGAACUAACUUGGGAACCAGAUAGGAAUACACCGGAUCAAGUGUAUUAUCAGUCCUUGUUUCAGCAGAAGAUGGGAUGGAAAGUUCAGGUGGUUGAUGGGGGUUUAUCUGAUAUGUACAAUAGCAGUGUGGUUCUGAAUGAUCAGCAAGUGACACUCUUUUGGACAUUGUCAAAGGAUAAUAGUAUAUCGAUUGCAGCUCGAGGUGAGAAAAAGAGUGGUUAUAUUGCAAUUGGAUUUGGAAGUGGAAUGGUGUAUACCUAUGCUUAUGUGGGAUGGGUUGAUGAGAUUGGUAAAGGGCAUGUAAAUUCGUACUGGAUUGAUGGAAAGGAUGCCUCUAGUAUACAUCCAACAAAGGAGAAUUUGACUGAUGUAAGGUGCAAGUCAGAAAACGGUAUCAUUACCUUUGAGUUUGUACGACCUAUUAAACCAUCAUGUAGUCACCGUGAUCUGCCAGAGUGUAAAAAUAUUAUUGAUCCCACGAGUCCUCUGAAGGUUGUAUGGGCAAUGGGCACUAAAUGGUCAGACGAACAUUUAACCGAUGGAAAUAUGCAUUCUGUUACUAGUCAUAAGCCUGUCAGGGUGUUGCUUAUGCAUGGUUCUGCGGAGGCUGAGCAAGAUUUGCGACCUGUAUUAGCUGUUCAUGGAUUCAUGAUGUUCCUUGCAUGGGGUAUUUUGCUUCCUGGUGGAAUUUUGGCAGCUCGGUACUUGAAGCAUGUGAAAGGGGAUGGCUGGUACCAGAUUCAUGUUUAUUUGCAAUAUUCUGGUUUAGCAAUUGUUCUACUUGGCCUUCUUUUUGCUGUGGCUGAGCUUCGAGGCUUCUAUGUCAGCUCGUUACAUGUUAAAUUUGGGCUAACUGCUAUAUUUUUGGCAUGCGUGCAACCGGUAAAUGCUUCCAUGAGGCCUAAAAAGCCUGCCAAUGUAGAAGAAAGAUCCUCAAAGAGGCUUAUAUGGGAGUAUUUUCACAUUAUUGUUGGCAGAUGUGCGAUGAUUGCUGGAGUUGCAUCACUUUUUACUGGAAUUAAGCAUUUGAAAGACAUAUACGGAAGUGAAAAUGUUCAUGGCUAUAAUUUGGCAUUAAUUCUUUGGUUCUUGGUUGGUGUAUUGAUUGUUGUGUAUUUGGAAUAUCGAGAAAGACAAAGAAAAAGGGACAGAAUGCUUGGUAGAAGCAAUUGGGUGUUGGGCAACCUUGAAGAAGAUGAUUCUGUUGAUCUCUUAAGUCCAUCCAGGGCUGCUGCACAAAAAGAGUUGCAACAGGCUGGGAGAAUGGAAGUUCAGUUAGAGCCUUUAAACAGAUAGACAUUGUAAAUCAGUAACUCGCCAUAUAAGCUCACGACACUUCACAAGUUUUGAACCUUUUCCUAUUUACACAUGCAAUGGAUGGCAGGCUUGUUUAUUUGCUUGGAAUUUUUCCUUUUCAGGCAUAACGGGGCUUACUCUGUCAUCAUCAUAGUUUUCAUCAAUUCGGAGAGUAGUUGCCCUAAAACAUUGUAUUUUGUAUACUUAAUUUUAGUGGUUCAGCUGAUUUGCUGUGUUCAUUAUAGUAACUCAUUAAACUUUCGGUGUCCGGUGGCUCGCUAUUCAUUUCUUUACCAAAUUCAGUUUUAAUAUACCUGAUUAAAUUCCUGGUUCA